CGGAAGUUAUUGCUCGCGAGAAAGAGAUGAGCAUCUACGCAUUUAUGUAACAACCUCUCACCAUUUUCGUUGGAUGUGCCUACGUCGUGUUGGCCGACUGAUAAAGCUAACGGAUGGACAGUUUUCCAACUUGGGCGUUAAGAUCACCAGUCGUUACUACUCUGCACCUACUUCUGCUGUGACGAAGGAUCUCUUUCCGCUGGUGGUAGAAGUCAUCUUUCACCGAGUCACUUUCUGGAGCGUAGACAGCGAUAACAAACAGGCACCUGUUACCCCUUACCCGAUUUCGAAGCUUCGAACAAGCCAGGCAGUCUGACAGCGCACAUCCGAAUGUUGAUUAGAAGCCAAUCGACCGGUGCGGGUUCUUCGCUUUGCACUCGAAGCGGUUGCCGAAUUAGCUUGACUAGCAUUUGAAAGUGCUUUAUCUCAGGAUAAGCGCAAUGUGAAAGUACCACCAACGUCACAUGAAGAGAAUCGCAAGAUGAACACAGAGCUGAAAGCUUACAGGCGGCUUUUCGAUACACAGCAAUCAUUGAUCGAUAGGAUCUCUAGUGUUAGGAUAAUUGUU
Messenger RNA from Dicrocoelium dendriticum, 568 nucleotides. NCBI's taxonomy places the organism in Eukaryota, Metazoa, Platyhelminthes, Trematoda, Plagiorchiida, Dicrocoeliidae. The record is from the annotation of a GenBank genome assembly.